ACACAACCAAAAGGCUGUUGAUGUUCGUGCGGGAAGGACGUGUUUCGUGCGAUCGGUAAAGUUACAAUUCUACACACAGCUCUCUAGUUAAUCUUAGUGCAUCAGUGUACCUCGUAUAAAGUAUUCAUAAUAACAGAGUUUCAUUUUCCAACAAAGUUCGAUAAUAAUAUUGUGCUGGGCGGCGCGCCGAAAAAGUGCAUUCCCUUUAACACCGGUAGGUGCGUUGCCGUUUCGUUAAAUUCACCCCGCGCCAAAAACGAAGACUAAAACGUGUCCUAAUUGAAGACCAAGAUCCGCUGCCACUCUCGUUGGAGGGGUGCGCUUACUCAACACAAACACACAAAAAAUGUGAAAAGAAAGUUACCAUACGGUUACGUUGCAUCCGCACCGCAGCUGACCGUGCAGAUGCAGCUUCCGUUCAAGUGUUGUGUUGAUCUAUUACCCGUCGGUUACAGCUACGCUCGCACUUCCCUAUUCGGAACACUCACAGCCUAUGUUGUGUUGCACGAUUGAGUCAUAGCAACGCGUCCUUCUUCUGUGCCGCUUCUGUGUGGCAUGGCGAACGGGCUCGGUUGAUCAUCAUCAUCAUCCUCGUCAUCAUUACCGUACGUGCUGGAACGGCGGGCGGCAGAACUUUGCACCGAACGCUUAUCGAUAAGGAAAAGAACCGUACCGGAAUUGUGAUUGUACGCGCACCAUACAUUCGAAAGCAAUAUAAAUACGCACCACGGAUGGGCCGGCAGAGUGCAGUGCCCGCCGGACAGCAAUCCGCUCGGUAAUCGCGUGAAAGAGUUGUGUGCGCGCUUGCUGUGGUGAAAAGUUUUAACUACAAAAAAAAAAACAAAAAGGGAAAUAAAACAAAACCGCGAUCCGCAUCGUACCGUCGCGACUCACUGACACACUUUUGCGCGCCUGUUUGCCACCACACACACACAAGCUUUGGCCAUCGUACAUCCCCACUGGCGCGAGACAACCGGACCGCUGUGGGGCGGUGAGUCAGUCACAGUCCACGCCAACUGCCGCCGAAGAAGAUUCGCUUUUGUGUGCGCUUUCCGCAUAGUUUACCCGUGUUUCUGUGUCCGUACGUGCGUGUGCCUGUGUGUAAAGCAAAGUCACAGAUCAAACGAUUCGCUACGCCGCCUUUUCCCCGGAUAAGCUGCCGGGGAAACUAGAUAAGAGAAAACGGUCCGUGGGAACGAAAGCGGCUCGGCAUUCUAGCAAUUUGAGCGCGGUGAAAAGCGCGCCUUUUCCACCGACCCGCGAUGUCGAUUCGGUGUGGGAAACUGUUCGGGCCGCGCAGUGGUUCGGUGGUGAUGGUUACCGUUCUACUCCUCACGCUACGCCCGGCCAGCGCCGACGGUGGGCUGUUUGACAACUUUAUCUCGCAGCUGAUGACGACGGCCGCUACGGCGCAAAACUUCCUCGAAGAUGCGUACGAUCAGCGGCAGGGCCGGGGAACGGAACCACCACCAGUGCCGGAGGUGCCUUCCGUCUCGGCCGAACCCCUCUCGCCCGUACUGAUUCCGGUCGGGAGCAUUGAUUUGAGCGAACACCAACCGGCCAUACCGUCAGUACCACCGACCACGUUUGCCACCGGUACAACCACGAGCACGAGCACGACGACGACGACGACUACGACGACGUCCACAACGCAUGGUACGCGUGCACCGCUGCCGUUUUGGAAUCCGUUCGUUUGGUUGCGCCCCAAGGAGCCAUCCAUACCGUACAAUCCGGACACCGAUCUCAGCACGCCCGAAAUAGCGGUCCGUCACGGCUACCAAGCAGAAUCGCACACGCUCAAAACGGCGGACGGCUAUCUGCUGACGCUGCAUCGGCUUCCCUGCGGCCGGAUCGGAUGCACCGCGCAGGGUGGCAAGGGUACGGGCCAGCCCGUAUUUCUGCAGCACGGACUGCUGUCCAGCUCGGCCGACUGGUUGCUGAGCGGGCCGGAAAAGGCGCUGGCGUUCAUACUGGCCGACGCCGGCUACGACGUGUGGUUGGGCAAUGCGCGGGGCAACACUUACUCCCGCAAGCACGUCAGCUUCAGCAGCGACGAGACCGCGUUCUGGGACUUUAGCUGGCACGAGAUGGCCAUGUACGACAUACCGGCCGAGAUUGAUUAUCUGUACAACAUGCGUGCACAAGAGCGAAACGAUACGACGCGCAAUCUGCUGUACGUGGGACACUCGAUGGGCACGACGAUGAUCUUCGCACUGCUGGCAAGCCGCCCGGAGUACAACGAGCGGCUGGAGGCCGUCUUUGCCCUCGCACCGGUUGCGUUUAUGGGUCACGUAAAGAGUCCCAUCCGUCUGCUAGCUCCAUUUUCGCACGAUAUCGAGAUGAUACUGAAAUUCUUCGGCGGCAACGAGUUUAUGCCGCAGAACAAAAUCAUACGCUAUCUCGCCAAGUACGGCUGCGAGCUGACCGAGGCGGAAAAGUACAUCUGCGAGAACACGGUGUUCGUGCUGUGCGGCUUCGACAAGGAGCAGUACAACGCCACCCUGAUGCCGGUCAUCUUUGGCCACACGCCGGCCGGCACCUCGACCAAGACGGUCGUACACUAUGCGCAGGAGAUUCACAACGAGGGCAACUUUCAGCUGUUCGAUUAUGGCGAGAGCGAAAACCAGCGCCGGUACGGCCGUGCGUCACCGCCGGGAUACAAUCUGGAAAACAUAUCCACCCCGAUAGCGCUGUUCUACGCGAACAACGAUUGGCUGGCGGGUCCGAAGGAUGUGGCCAAUCUGUUCAAUCAGCUGCACCGCACCUCGAUCGGUAUGUUCAAGAUACCGAACGAUAACUUCAACCACGUGGACUUUCUGUGGGGUAACGAUGCGCCGGAGGUGGUCUACAAGCAGCUGCUGAUGCUGAUGCAGCGAUACAAGUAACUUCGCCAACGACAAGCCAUAUCUUGCUACCUUUUUAAAGCUGAGCACGCGAAAGUGAAUUCAAACGAGCGAACCCCUAUGACUGCAUUUUCAUGUUGAAAAUUCUUACUGUUAAGACUUCUAUGAAUUGUAUGUAUGUGUGUGUGUAUGUUGUAUGUAUGUAAAAAAUAAAAAAGGGUAUACAGCUAUCCGAGCAUAAAUAA
This is a messenger RNA of Anopheles merus, 3088 nucleotides long. Its product is annotated as lipase 3-like. The transcript has 4 exons. Gene Ontology annotation, biological process: lipid metabolic process. Bases 1263 to 2885 code for a protein of 540 amino acids. Lineage: Eukaryota; Metazoa; Arthropoda; Insecta; Diptera; Culicidae. The record is from RefSeq and is a predicted model, not a curated record.